AUGUAUCGAGCUGGAUUGUGUAGACGGCUAAGGUCGUAUAAAAUAUCCAACAAGCUCAUGCUCGACUACGCCUAUGAAUGUUUCCCGUGCUUUCCGAGAGACGUGAUCACGUUGCGGACGAAUCAACUCGAUACUUGCGAUGGCCACUAUGUGGACAUCACACCUGAAAUAUGGGACAAAGUCGUUGAUUCGCUUGAAACUGCUCAGGUGACUCGGCGUACAUUGCCUGACGGUCAACUGGCGCCAAGUCUGGUUGACAGACAGGACAGCUCUUCUUUCAUGGCAUCAUUUGGUGCGAUAUUGUUGCAAGACGACCGGAGUAUCAGAUCAUAUAACAUUAGGAAUGGUGACACCAUCAAACUUCGUGGGAUUUCGCUCAGAAAAAAGCCAAUUAUUUAUCUAUACUCGCCCUCCGAUAUCGACGUUUCUGUCAAGCUCUCCCUCAUCCCAGAAUGGAGCCUCUUUGUCAUCUAUCCUGUUGUUACCAUCGAAGACCAUGGACAGCGGUUAGAAUGGAAUGUCCGCACCCAUCAGGAUGGGAGUCUGACUGAACACAACUCUGGUUUAGAUGUAUCGUACUUCUUUUGGGAGGCAAACAGCCUCAAUGAUAUGGAUUCGAUUGUCAUUCCAGUGGGCAAAGUCGCCGUUUACCUUGAUAAAUCCCUCAAGGCUCUGGGACUUCACACCGAAGCUAGAACAUCAUUCAUAACCUACUGGCUGCCAUCAUUCCUGAAGCAUGAAUACAUUGCCCUCCGAUUCGUCCAUCAGGUGGCAUACGAACGCGCCGCUUCUUUGAGCAUUACUCCGCAGCCUGACGUCGUGACUCGCGUGUCCAUGUUGUUCAAAGGUAUCCGUAAGGAGCACUUGGCCAAUUGGGCUAAUGCCCAAAUGCAAGCAGAGAAAGACGUUGGUUGGGUGUUGGAAUGGGGCGGGACGGAGUACGUGGCAGGGGUGCAAACGGAAGGACUUGUAUUACAUUGUUACAAGGGCAUCGGCUCACCAUCAUUUGCGACAUAA
Messenger RNA from Suillus bovinus, 1017 nucleotides. RefSeq lists its product as uncharacterized. The coding region runs from base 1 to 1017 and encodes 338 amino acids. The record is from RefSeq and is a predicted model, not a curated record. The transcript has 8 exons. Lineage: Eukaryota; Fungi; Basidiomycota; Agaricomycetes; Boletales; Suillaceae.